AUGCGAUUCUGGAAACAGACAGUGGAGGAGAGUUCGGAGCAGAAGGCAUCGCAGGGGAAUGCUGUCGAGGAAAGUGGAGGACGCGUGGGCGAUGUCGAGACCGCCAUUGAGAGUCGGCCAAACAGCCACCACGAGAAACAACCCACCCUGCGAUUCACGGCUCAUCAGGCGUUCUACAUUUUUGGGCUUGACGGCGUCGGCGCCGCUAUUCUGUCUGGAGGCAUAAACUUUGGCAUCGCCUAUGGCAUGUACUCAUUCCAAAAUUUGGCAACACACCCUAUCCGCCUGUUCCAACUGCCCAACACCCUCGCCGGAGAUGCAGUGGUCACCAUCCUCGUCCAAACUUUGAUUACGUGGUUCAUUGAGCUUAUUCUUGUCGAGCACGAUUUGAAGAACGGGGCCAUCCGUCCUAUUGGCUUUUACAGAGAGCCUGUUCGUCCUCUCUGGCGAUGGCUCAUGCUUUUGGCUCCGAUUGAAGAUGGUGGGCAAGUUGUUCCGGCACGCUCCAAGAAGUGGCCCGCGUUCCUCGUCGAUCAGUUCAUUCGCAUCGGCCUGAUCUUUGUCGUGUCGUUUUUCCUACUAUGGGCGCCUUCGGUUGGCAUCUUGGUCGCGAUUGGCAAGCGAGGAACAGGCAGUGAUUGGGACUGGUAUUUCCAAAAGCAAUGGGCUCCGCAAAUCUUCAAGGGCGUCCUCGGUGGUCUGCUCGCUCUUUUGACGACGCCCGUCAUGGCGUCCUUCUGGCUGGUCAGAGAAGGAUGGCGACUCAGGAGAGGAGAGCCCAUUAUGGAGUGA
Messenger RNA from Colletotrichum chrysophilum, 792 nucleotides. RefSeq lists its product as uncharacterized. Bases 1 to 792 code for a protein of 263 amino acids. The record is from RefSeq and is a predicted model, not a curated record. The transcript has 2 exons. NCBI's taxonomy places the organism in Eukaryota, Fungi, Ascomycota, Sordariomycetes, Glomerellales, Glomerellaceae.